AUGAGUAAAAAUGAGAUCAUACAGGAAGGCAAGUCAUUGACGAUCAGUAAAUCGUUCCUUUUUCCUUCUAAUGCAGCAGCAGUACCGCAGCCACAGCCGACGGGACCGCCAGUUUCUCCAGAGCCAGCUCCUAGGCCCUUGCACGCGGUGUUGUCUGGAAGCAGUGUGACGCUUGUUCCUCUGGGUCACGAUCACGCUGCGGAUCUGUUUGAUGCUGUUGGCGGCGAGGAAAAGCGUUCGCUCUGGACGUAUAUGGGAGAUGGGCCCUAUGUGUCCAGAGCAGAGUUCGAGGAAGCUAUACUCGCCAAGUCGAAGUCUGAUGAUCCUUUGUUCUUCGCCAUCAUCAAUACCGAGACACAAAAGGCCAUUGGUUACGCGACAUUAAUGCGUAUAGAUACGAAAUCUCGAUCCGUCGAAGUUGGAAACAUCAUGUUCUCGCCCUUACUGCAGCGCACCAAAGCAGCCACAGAGGCCAUGUAUCUGUUGGCGAAACAUGUUUUCGUUGACUUGGGUUAUCGUCGAUAUGAAUGGAAGUGCGACAAUCUCAAUGGUCCUUCGAAACGAGCUGCAUUGCGAUUUGGUUUCACGUUCGAAGGGAUAUUCAGACAGCAUAUGAUCUACAAAAGUCGCAGCCGUGAUACUGCGUGGUUUUCUAUUAUUGAUACAGAGUGGCCGGUGGUGCGUCGUGCAUUUGAGGCAUGGUUAGCGGAUACAAAUUUCGAUGAGCAUGGACGACAAAAACAGAGAUUGGACGACCUUAGAGAAGAGCUACAGGGUCAAGGAGGACCAGUUGUCUUACAGACUGAUUGA
Molecule: messenger RNA, 810 nt
Organism: Exophiala bonariae
Lineage: Eukaryota; Fungi; Ascomycota; Eurotiomycetes; Chaetothyriales; Herpotrichiellaceae
Exons: 1
Coding region: 1-810 (269 amino acids)
Molecular function (GO): protein N-terminal-serine acetyltransferase activity; protein-N-terminal-alanine acetyltransferase activity
Source: RefSeq, a predicted model, not a curated record